Messenger RNA from Syngnathoides biaculeatus (alligator pipefish), 4085 nucleotides. RefSeq names its product v-myb avian myeloblastosis viral oncogene homolog-like 1 (gene mybl1). Gene Ontology annotation, biological process: regulation of DNA-templated transcription. The record is from RefSeq and is a predicted model, not a curated record. Lineage: Eukaryota; Metazoa; Chordata; Actinopteri; Syngnathiformes; Syngnathidae. Gene Ontology annotation, molecular function: RNA polymerase II cis-regulatory region sequence-specific DNA binding; DNA-binding transcription factor activity, RNA polymerase II-specific. Gene Ontology annotation, cellular component: nucleus. The coding region runs from base 380 to 2599 and encodes 739 amino acids. The transcript is spliced from 16 exons.
AUCGGCGGGAUGGACAAACAUCACAUCGCUGAAUGGAGAGAAGCGCGGACGUCGCACUGCUUGCAACAAAAGCAAAAUGAUCGACUUUUUAUAGUUUUAGCUCGUGUUUUGCGUCGCGGGGGUGGCUCCGAGUACACGAGUGACGACGAGGACGUAGUUACUUUACUCUAUUGAGGGAUGUUGCCACUUAUCCGCUGGCUUUUAGCGAAGAGAAAGUAAUAAUGGCGACGCGAGAUGGCUAGCUGAAUAAUGCUAACUCGACCAGAAAGCGAGCACCCGAGGACACUUCUAUGGACGAGCGUUCACAUAUCUGGCGUUUGAGCGACCUGAGGAGCGAUAACACGCGGGAGAGGCCCGCGCAUCCAUCCCGGCGUCUGGCAUGGACAACGUGAGGUCGUCACGCAGCCACGACAAGGACGACGAGGCGCACUCCGCAGAUCCCGACACUAAAGAGAGGAGCAAAGACAAGAAGGUUUUGUGCAAAGUGAAGUGGUCCCGUGACGAGGACGAAAAGCUGAAAAAGCUGGUGGAGCAACACGGCACAGACACGUGGAAAUUAAUCGCCAACUUUUUUCCCGGGAGGACAGAUGGCCAGUGUCAGCACCGCUGGCAGAAGGUGCUCAACCCGGAGCUGGUGAAAGGCCCCUGGACAAAGGAGGAGGAUCAGAAGGUGAUCGACCUGGUGCACAAGUACGGGCCGAAGCGCUGGUCGGUCAUCGCCAAGCACCUGCAGGGCCGCAUCGGCAAGCAGUGCCGCGAGCGCUGGCACAACCACCUCAACCCCGAGGUGAAGAAGUCGUCAUGGACGCAGGAGGAGGACCGGAUCAUCUACGAGGCCCACAAGCGGCUGGGCAACCGCUGGGCUGAGAUCUCCAAGCUCCUUCCUGGACGGACGGACAACUCCAUCAAAAACCACUGGAACUCCACCAUGAGGAGGAAAGUGGAGCAUGAAGGCUACCUGCAGGACGCCAGCGCCAAGACGUGCAAGUCUUUCCACGACGGCGGCGCCAAGAGGCGCCAUCACUCGCCGGGUCCUCCCACGACACCCACCGGGGCGCAGCGCCGCGACCGGAGCCCCCUGGCCCCCGUGGCGGCGCCCAACCAGAUGGCGGGCUAUCAUUUUUCUGCUCAAGGGCGCCACCCGAUGGACACUUUAGGUUUCAUGCCGCCGCCCUGCCCGGAUGAUCCCGACAGAGAGCAAAGAAUUAAGGAGCUCGAGCUGCUGCUUAUGUCAGCCGAGAGCGAAGUCCGGCGCAGAGGUCCUUGUAACUUGGAGCAGUACUCGGCCUGGUCGGACGGCACGCGGGAUACGGCGAGCGGCGACAGCCUGGAGGCGCGGGCCGACGGGAGGUCCUGGUCAGAGCCGGAGAACCCGCGGGAAGACCGAGGCCCGCUGCCCACAUCCCCCAGCAAGUUCUUGGCUGUGGAGGCCAGCGCGGUGCUGUCCACCCUGCAGACCAUACGGGACUUUGCGGAGACCAUGGAUCUCAUCGAUUCGGACCCGGCGGCGUGGAGCGACAUUGCAAGUUUCGACCUCUCGGAAACGGCGGCGGCGCCCCGGCACGACCAAGCCGUCUUCGCCACGCUCCUCGAGGAGAGCACGGCCGACGCCUCGGCCGGCUUCUUGGUGCACGCGGCCUGCCCGACCACCUCCUCCGCCAAGGCGUCCGCCACCAGGAGGAGGCGGAGAGAGCGGGGCGAACCCUCUCCUCUGUGCGACAGGACUUAUCCCUCCUUAUUGGAAAACAUUUCCAACUCGCCCAAGAGGACGCCCAGCAACUCCCUGCCAUUCACGCCGUCGCGGUUCUGUAACACAUCAGCGGCGGAGCAUCUGAACUUGGACAACCCGGCGCUGACCUCCACGCCCGUGUGCGGUCAAAAGUGCCUCCUCAACACGCCACUUCACAAAGAAUCCACCCCCAAGCACCAGAAAGAGAACGAUGGUUCCAGGACACCCAAGUUUCGUAAAACGGUCGUGUUUCCGACACCGAGGACGCCGACGCCCUUCAAGAACGCCUUGGCGGCGCAGGAGAAAAUGCACGGCCCGCUGAAGAUGGAGCCGCAGCCAUUGGCUUUUCUGGAAGAGGACAUCCGCGAAGUUCUCAAGCAGGAGACCGGGGCCGACAUCUUUAACAGAACGACCGUUUUGCAGCCUGACUACAGAACGUGGAAACAAAACAUGGACGGUCCAGCGAGAAAAGUGCGCAAGUCACUGGUGCUGGACCCAUGGGGCAAAGACUGCCUUAGUGUGCAGCUCUUCCAGGAUCAGCUCAAUAAUGCACAAGUUCCGGAUGAGAGUCUCCUGUCCAGCUCCUCUCUGAGCUCCCCGCCCUCCGAACAGCAGCAGCAGGGUGAGGCGGCGGAGCAGGAAAGUCUUCAUCCUUCGGCGCAGCAGAGGGAGGCUCCUUCGGUAUCAUCGCAGCACCCUCGCCGCUGUGUCGAGAAGAAGAGCCACAAAGUGGCCAAACAGGUCAGCGAGUGGGAAGCGGUGCUGUACGGCAAGACGGAGGACCAGCUGAGCAUGACGGAGCAGGCGCGCCAGUACCUGAUCCCGUACCCGUCCCCGGGCGGCCCCGCCCCCAGGGCCCUUGUGCUAUAGGCACGCCCUUUCCGAAGAUCAAAAGGCACCGUUUCCACCCCAACUGAAUCCGCUUCUCCAAAUCCCGUAAGAGACAAUCCAGUUUCUUUGCCGUUCAGCUGUUUCUUUUGUUUAUUAUCCGACCUGUUUUCUUUAUUUUUAGUCUGCACUACUCCAUCCUGAAGGAAUCCGAUGCGAUAAAUUUGAUCCCCUCGGAUUGCCUCCCCGCAGCCGUAACGGGGUCACCGGGGGGGUCUUGUCAUAGUUUGAGCAUAAACUGGAUAGCACUUGUGAUUGUUUUUAGUUUUUAAACAAAACGUCCCUUGAUCAACAGCCGAGUUGAAUGUAUUUGGAUGUAACAGGAAGGGUACCUUAAUAUUGAGUUUGUUGUAUUUAUUACUAUCAUUAUGGCUUAGAUAUUAAUAUAAAAUGGACAACCGUGGAAGUGAGUAGUCAAACUAAAAAUCAAAAGGUUGGCGUACGGACAGUGUUUGCUCCGAGCAGGCUGUAGCUGUUAUUUAUUUACUAAUUUAUUUAUGUCAACAUUUUUAAAGAGCAACUAUUGAAAUAAUUUUUUUUUAUCAUCACAAUCGGCCUAUACAUCAUAUUUAAGAUCAUUCCGACCAGUCAGCACCCGGCCAGUUAUCAUUUAGUCGCGUGUUCUUUAUCUUUUUAGAUGUCCAUAACCAUAUUUCUGACCUCUAAUCAUAGACAAAUUGCACUUUUUUUUUUAUUAACUUUGAAAUGAUUUCAUUUUGUUUAUGAAGGUGUAGCUUUUUUGUGUAUUAGUAUGACUCCUCUUUCCUAAAUUGAAUACAUGAAACAAAUUGGAACAUCAUGUCGUUCGAUCGAAAUGAGAAAACGAUGAUGGGACGUGCGAGUUUUUUGUUUUUUUUUUUUAGAUCUGAAUAUGUUAAAAAAAACAGGGAUUCAUUCGUAAUGGUACUCAUAAAAUUGUCACGAUACUACGCAGCAAUACUGCAUGAUAUAAUUUCUGAAUAGCAGCAAUAUCAGAUGUGUGGGGACUUCAAAUUACACUCUACAAAAUGGAUGGCAUGAUCAAGUAUCAGUACUUUGUAUUGGUGAGUACUCUAAUAUAAAUACUUGAUUACAAAAAAAAAAGUAGUAUCAAUGCAUCCCCGUGAAGAACCAUUUCGAGGGCCGUACCCAUCCCGGAUUUAAAGUAUCACUACUGCCGUCUUUUUGUGUCCUAAUCUGGAUUAUCCCGGAUUACAAGCGAGAAUAAGAAGGGAAUCUUGUCAGGGAGAUCAAGUGGAAAGAUGAAGAGAGUUUGUGUGUGUCUAUGAAUACAUGUUAAUGUUUUGUUGUGAUUUAUAGGAAGGGAGUGGAUACAGUACACAGUAUAAUGACACAAAUGCAAUAGAAGCAAAGCAAUACUACUGUAAUCAUGCGUAACGCUGGCUGUCCUUUGGAACAGUAUUUUGUAGCUGCCCAUUUCUACCUGCUCUGCAUUUUGGGACAAUUAAAUGCAAUUUGUCGCCCGGAA